Entrophospora candida is the source of this 351-nucleotide messenger RNA. The record is from the annotation of a GenBank genome assembly. Lineage: Eukaryota; Fungi; Glomeromycota; Glomeromycetes; Entrophosporales; Entrophosporaceae.
AUGUCAGCAAGGCGUCGCAGGAAACGUAGUGAUACUGACGUACCUGAUAAAAAAGACGUGGAGGUAUCAGUAGCAGAUUACAUCAGCAAAAGUAUCACGUUUCAUGAUUCUGAAGCACAAAGAAAAAACACAAAAGUUGCUUCAAUCACUAAAAAAUUGAAGAGUAUAGAAUCAAGAUUAUUUCACAGUUUAUUAUUGUCAUCACCAUUAACUACGACAAAUUCUCCAUGGAUGUCUUCGGCAUUAUCUUCUUCCUUGUCAACUUUCUCUUCACAAACACGUUCGAUGUUGUCUUCUCUAUUUAUCAACAGCAACAGCAGAAGCAACGGUAGAAGUGGUAAAAGAUCCUGA